AUGGAUUCGUCUGGCGGGCAAGAUAAUCCGUUCAAGGAUUACUUCAGAAGCACAGUGUGGGAUUUAACGAGUGCUGAAGCAUAUCACGGAAUCCUCUUCUUCAACCGUGAUCUGGAUUUUGCCACGCAAUUCGGUGUUAUUCCCGGUUCGCUGACUGAAGUCUGCGGGAUCAACAAUUCCGGAAGGACGUGCCUCUGCGUGAAGCUCUGCGUUAGCGUUUGCGUGCCGUCGUUUCUGUGGGGAGUCGACGGGGAGUCAAUCUACCUGGACAGUCGUCAAAUGUUUCAUCCUCGACUAGUUGAGCGUCUCGUGACUUCGACAAAUUCGGCAAUGAAAGAUCAAUUUGAGAAGAAGAACUUUGCACUGAGCACUGACGAUGUUCUGUCAAGAAUUCAUUACGUGAGAAUAAUCACGGUUGAGGAAUUUGUGGCCAAAGUGGAGUUUCUCAAGGAAUACCUGAAAAUUCAUCCGAGAGUUCGCCUCAUUGUUGUAGACUCCAUCGCCAUGCUGUUCCACACUUUCUCGGGAUCCAGCAUUCAGCGCGUAAAGAAAAUCAUGGAGACACUGAUGAGCCUGGAUAAUUUGGCUGCCGUAUUCAACAUUGCUGUGGUUAUCGUCAAUGAUAUGACAACAAGAGUCUCUCCCUGUGGCACCACAUCCAGGGUCAUACCAGCAUUGGGGGUGUACUUUUAUCACAAGAUAUCAUACAGGAUCGUACUUUCGCGCACGCCAAACGGAAAAUUUGCGGCAGAACUGAAGAAGAACUUCAAGAAUGCCAACAAGACGUUCUCAUUCAAUUUCUAA
Messenger RNA from Phlebotomus argentipes, 804 nucleotides. RefSeq names its product DNA repair protein RAD51 homolog 3-like. Gene Ontology annotation, biological process: reciprocal meiotic recombination; meiotic DNA recombinase assembly; DNA repair. NCBI's taxonomy places the organism in Eukaryota, Metazoa, Arthropoda, Insecta, Diptera, Psychodidae. Gene Ontology annotation, cellular component: Rad51B-Rad51C-Rad51D-XRCC2 complex; replication fork; Rad51C-XRCC3 complex. Gene Ontology annotation, molecular function: ATP binding; crossover junction DNA endonuclease activity; ATP-dependent DNA damage sensor activity. Bases 1 to 804 code for a protein of 267 amino acids. The transcript has a single exon. The record is from RefSeq and is a predicted model, not a curated record.